Molecule: messenger RNA, 2337 nt
Organism: Cyclocybe aegerita
Lineage: Eukaryota; Fungi; Basidiomycota; Agaricomycetes; Agaricales; Hemipholiotaceae
Source: the annotation of a GenBank genome assembly
AUGGAACGCCUUUAUAUCCCCAUCCACUUCAUCGUAUUCUUCUUCAAGCCGGUCAACUUAGGUUGCAAGGCGUACGACACUAUCGUUCUAUGCGUUCGGUUCAUUCGACCAUUGCUCAUCCCGCUCGAAUACCUCGCAGCCAAGUUUUCGGGGGAGGCCAGCCGGCAGAAGGCUCUUGGGCAUCCAAAUCCAAAUCCUCUCCACCUAGUAAUCGACGUAAAAGAGGAUGUCAACGGCACUACCUACGACAGGGCUGUGCGCAAAUACCUCGCCGGAGGGCCUCCGUCGUGCCUUUCUGGACAACCCCACGGUGCACAAGCCAACACGGAUCAAGGGAACGCCAAACCAGAAACUGCAACUGAACCAGAAACGGAAUCUCAACCAGAGCUGACGCAGAUAGGUCAAUCAACGAAGUGUGUGCCUGUCUCCGGCGGCGAAGUCAUCGCAAUGUAUCACAACGCCCAUGCCUUCUUAGGCCUUCCCGAACCCUAUAUGCACUCGAGUACCGGGGGUAAUCCAGCUGCUGCGCGAAGCUGUAGCGUUCUUCCCAACGUCACGGCCGCACAUUCGCAGCUGGGCUUGCAUACCACUUUAUUCUCGUCGCCUGUUGCAACGAGAUCAUCGAUCAGCGUCAACCGCCACCGCAAGAGUCUCAUCACUGGCGGCGGGAAUCCUAGCACACAAAUCAUAUAUGCUUCAAGUUCUACGCCCAAUCUCCAUAUUCAACCCGGUGUCGCACAGCGCGAGAUGCAUACACUUGUUACUCAUCCUCAGCAUCAUCAGAUGGGGCGUUUGUCCGUACCAACUCGAGAGACUCGGAGGAGCACUGAGCAGGGAUACUCAGUGUCUGAUUCUGAUGAGAACGGCCCAGCUGCGAUUAUCCACGAUGAGAACGAUGACGACGACAAUAGAAGCUACAGCCAAACUGCCGUCAUCUCUAUCCACUCUCCUAGCACCAGCACUCUUCGAACUACUUUAGGUACUGAUGAUGACGGGCCCUUCCUCGCGGACCCACGAAUUACGCCCGUCAUGCCGGAGAGUACCCAGCGAUAUUCGAAACGAGGAGUUAUAUCACGCGAACAUACGAACAUUUCUAUUGCUCCUUUGACACUGGCUUUUCGCGAACCUGUUGCUCCAUCUGGCUGGGUCAAGAUGGUCCAUCCAGAAGGUGGAAGAUACUACUACCAUCCAGAAAAGUGCGUGUACACGGAUGCUGAUCUGCUCGACGGCCGAAUUCUAGUCCAGUUAAUUGAGGACUUGGAGACAAUUCAACAAUUCAUUUUGAACCACAAUCUAUCCUUGCCUGAGGGCUGCCAUCUUGUUGUUGACCUCUCCUAUGAGCUUGAUGAGAUCAAAACCACCUACUUCUUUGUUGACCAUCACACACGGUCAAUUUUCUUCUUGGACAUCUUUGAAGCUCAGAAUCUCUCCGGCUGGUAUGAAGCCCCUGGUAGUACUUCUCAAAGUCAUCUGCGCUUGGAGAUAGAAGCACAAUACUGGUUUUUUGUCCAGCUCUAUCCUGACAGUCUGUCCUUGUCUUUGGCACUAAUUUGCGAGCUGCGUGAUAUAGUGAUGCACUAUGUUGGAGAUGUGAUGACGUCUCCAUCCUCGACUACGCCAUUUUCUGCAGACAAACUUGACAAAAUCCUCUCCCAUACCAAUAUGAUGGAAGGAAAUGUGGGUCCUGGUUUGGCUGCCGUCGGCAACAUGAGCUGCCUUGCACGAUAUUUCUACCUGUUCAGUCACACCAAGUUCAUCCACUUCGCGGGAGAGCCAAAUGCUCGUCUAGACCGGAACACCUCCGCAUAUGGAGAACAUACACAAUCUCGCACCUGGUUCAUCAAGAUAGCUUCAUCUCUGCUCUUCUAUGGACCCGAUUACUAUCUCCAGACCAUCCAAAGCAUCUGGGUUGAUAGGAUAUGCCAUAAGAAUGAAUGGGAUGUCGUUAUCUCUAAGGUAAACGAGGAGUGGAAAGAAGUUGUGUUAUUCUCUGUCAUUUUACUGAAUGCGAAUGGGGUCUUCAUCUCCACCCAAGAUGUACAUGUCUCUACAACCGCAAGGGACGUUGGCUACAUUUCAGUGGCGGCGUCGAUUGGAAGCCUUGCGGCAGCCCUCCUCCUGACGACCAAAACUCGCAGGAAUAAUCUAAGGGCAGCAGAGGAUGUGCAAUCCUUCCUGUCAGCAAACAACAACACACGAUUUGGCCUUGAAGCACUCUCUACAAUAUGCGCCCUUCCACACGCACUUUUGACAUGGGGGUCAGUGUUCCUAGCUUUGGCCUCGUCUAUAUGUGUUAGGCUAACAUCCCAUCCUGAAUCCUCGCUUCCAGAAUCUUGA